Guyanagaster necrorhizus is the source of this 1620-nucleotide messenger RNA. RefSeq lists its product as uncharacterized. The record is from RefSeq and is a predicted model, not a curated record. Bases 189 to 1550 code for a protein of 453 amino acids. Lineage: Eukaryota; Fungi; Basidiomycota; Agaricomycetes; Agaricales; Physalacriaceae. Gene Ontology annotation, biological process: regulation of DNA-templated transcription. Gene Ontology annotation, molecular function: DNA-binding transcription factor activity, RNA polymerase II-specific; zinc ion binding. The transcript is spliced from 5 exons.
CGUGGUUCAGCGACCUCUGCGCUUCAUCAGUGUAUCAUCCUUUUACGACUCUCCGUCAAUUUUCUACUAUUUUUCUUCUUCUAUUUCAUCUAUCUGCAGCCUUGAAAUUUUGUUUUGCCACAAUUAUACAGGUGGGCUGACCCGUAUCUGAGGGAAGUGGUUUCCUCGUCUCAGUCUCAUCGAACGCCAUGAGUACCAUUGAUUCCCGUCCUGAAAUGGACAACAAACCAUCUCGAAGUACAUCAGUGGACGGGUCAGAUGAUGCACAGUUGACUAUACGCAUACCCAACCCGAAAGUCUAUAUGGCUCGCCAGUCGCUUUGGGUGGGACGACGUGGUAAACUUCGUUGCGAUUCUUGCCGGGCACAUAAUUUGAAGUGCGAUAGGGUUCAGCCAAGCUGCAAUCAGUGCACCUGGGUACCAGGACGAGAGUGCAAAUAUACUCCUCUACCAACUCCUGCUCAUCGAGGCAUUCCCAGAUGCGAUUCUUGUCGACUGAAUAAUUUGAAGUGCGACAGGAAUGUCCCUGUUUGCGAUCAAUGUCAAAUGGAUAAUAAUCCCAACUGUGUUUAUUCGCCUAAACGGAGGAGCAAGACGUCUACGACAGAGACGUCUGUGGCUUCCAUUGCACCAAAAGCCAAUGCAGACCAAGAUCCACCACCACCACGGGCGCCUAGCUCUAGUGCACCAUCCUCGUCUAUCCGUGCAGAGAGCAGCAGCCGGGCGUCAGUAUCUAGAACUGAUGUUGCACCACAGCAACGGUCACAACAUUCGACUCCGUCCGCCUUUUAUCACUCUCCAUCAUCGGUGUCAUUCCUGAAGAAGGAUAUGCCCGCGAUGGUAAAAAAUCGUGUCCCCCUUCAACCAUGGUCCCAUCCAUCCAUCCUUCCGCUACCACCUACAAUCUUACAGGGAUUGAUGAAGGUCGAUCCGGAACAAAUGCCCGUAAAGAUGAGGUUUGAAGAUGCGUUAGACAACUUCCUCAAUGGUCUUAUACCGAACCUUCGCGAUACAGCGCCGAUGUCUCCAGAAAUGUAUUCUGCAGUUGCCAACUACCUGGCGGGGAAGGGAGUAACUAGGUUUGCAUCUCAUAUCCGCGAAUGGAUGGCACAUCAUCAUGUUCGCUCCGGAUCGAACAAGUACAGUCUUCUUCUCAUUCCUCGUGACAUCGUUUUUCAAUCGGCCGACUGGGACGAGGAAACCCUUCUUCGUCAGUAUAGAAACCACACAGACGGAACUGGGACUGCUCCGCUACCUUCCGUUGAUGUUGAUGCGGCCCCCGACAAAGAAGAAGGGAUCGCUGAUUGGCGGAACGCUUUUGAACGUGUUCCCGUUCGAAGCCAAAUGUGGGAUAUCUUGACGUACACACACCGCAAUCAUUCCGCGUCGUACGAAAUGCUUCGAGAACUUCGAGGCUUAUAUUUCGCGAAUAUCACCUGGCCAAUGGUUGACAUGUUCAACAGUCUCUGUCCGCAUUGCACGAGCAGGAAGAAGAUAUCAUCUUCCGUCCAAGUAAAGGGAGAGUCUGAGAGACAACUAGAGAUUGAGUAAACGCAUCGUAGCUGUAAUCAUUGUGUAUCUUUAAGACGUAUCUAUUGCAUUGUACAAUCACAAUCCAUGA